AGACUCAGGCAGAUAGUAGGCUGUGCUUGCAAAGUGCCAGAUUCACAGCCACAUUCACAUCCAACUGACUAACUGAAAAAAUGAACUUUCACGUGCUAUCAUGGCUGCUGUUCUUCCUGGCGCCAGGAGGCUGCCCCAUCUACAGCAUCAACGUGUCCACUCAGGAGGUGCCCACUAGCGCUUUUCAGAACGAGAUGACCCUCCACACGAUGAUCAGCUCCGAGCUGCAACAGUUCCGCGAUAACAUAAACGAGGCAGGCUCUUCGAAGAACAGGAACUUUGUGUCUAAGAUUUCCAAGGAACUAUCCAAGGCAGCACGAAGCCCGGUCACACCAGAGACUGGUGCCACAUUUCUGGGCACCAAUCUCUUCGAUAGCCAACGCAAGACCUGCUUCUCCGUGGAGGAGAUAGCUUUGAUGUCCGCCCGACGAACUUUGGAACAGCUGGUGCCCAAGUCCUUUCCCAAUUGCAUGCUCAGCGAUAGCGUUGUCCACAUGUUGAUCCGGUUCGUGAAUACAGUCAACCGAAUCGUACAGGAGAUGUCGGACGAGGGCACGCGCCGACUGCCGCAGCGAGCCUUCUAUGACGCGCUGGGCGGAUACCUUCGCCACCACCUGGUGCCCGCGGCCCAGGUUUCCUACUACGGCGGCCGCCUCAAGCUGAAAACCAUGCAGUGCUUGCUGAAGAUCAAGCGGCAGAGCUAUGUUGUCCUCAACACGAACGGGAAUGCCUGGCGGUCUCCGGCCAAGGAUAUAAUGUGUCAGUUCAAGGGCUCCAAGAUUGAGCCGAUCAAUCUGGAAGGCUCCAAGUUCGAGGAUGGCGCCGCCAGUUGUAGCCAGCUCGAUCAGAGCAGUGUAUCGCAGGAUUUGGAUCAGGGACAGAUGAUUGUGCCGCUGCCGCAGCUAGAACCGGUGGAUAGUGAGGGCUACCUGAGCAACAUAUUCCUGCCCUUCCGACAGCGACGAAUCUACAACCUCCGGUCUCCUACCUGCUCCUGUGUGUUGGUGCGUUUUUUCAAGAUCGUCACCAGCUGCCACCGCUUUCAGGGAAAGAGCCAGGCCAACUACAACAACAAGCUGCUCAAUUGGAUACGGGAGAACGUGCACUCGCACUACAUAGACGAGAUGUUCUACCCGGGUCUGGGCGGAAUCCUGCGGAUUCAAGAGACCCUGCUGCACCUUGCAAAAGAGCAGGAGGACUGCAAAGACGACGAUAAAAGCUGCUACGCCGCGGAGACGCGUAAGGUGAGUCGCUCCGCUCGCGCCUGGCAGGAAGAUCCAGAACAAAACCAAGAGGAACAACAGCAGGAUGUGGCGCCUGACGAACAGGAGAAUGGGCCAGCCCAUGAUCAGGAGCACGAGGAGUGCCGCGAAUGCGAGAGCAGUAGCUCGUUGAUCUGGUUCAUUGCCGCCCUCCUAGUGCUGCUUCUACUAAUCAUCUUGUUAGUCAUCUGCUGCUGCAUGCGACGGGGCAGAAAGCGGAAAGACAAGGUCAAGUCUUCUCCCAGUGAUGUGGAGGCACCACCGAGCUCGAAGGCCCAGCGACCCAAGAGCACUAAGGAGCAGCCUAAGAGCCCCAAGGAGCAACCCAAGGAGCAACCCAAGAGCCCCAAGGAUCAACCCAAGAGCGUCAAGGACCGAUCAAAAGCAGGACAGAACACCUACUAUGGUGGACAUGAUGACCAAGGUUCCACCUCGUCGUUGAACUGUCAGCUUCACAAAAAAUGUUUGCCAACCAAGUUCUCCGUCAAGAAAGGAAACAGCUACUACCGCAUUAUCUCCGAGGAAAGCUCUCCGCAAAGGCAGCUGGUGUCCUUGUCAUCAAACCAAUACGACUUGACCCCGAGCUCGGAGAUCGGAGGCAGAGGGAGUAAGCGAAAUCAGAAGCAACGCAAAAGCAAAGAGAACAAAAAGAAGGUGCGAAAUGAAGGCGGGUCAAGCCAAAGUAGGACGGUCAAAUCCUCAGUGGAUAGAGAGGGCUCACCACCACCGGAAAGGCGGAAAGCCAGCAGAGUGAAGAUCGUGGAUACAGACGACUCAUCCUACAAUCCUCGACGGCAUAUAAAGAAACCAGAUGAGACAAGGCUGAGGGGCGGCACUCCGUCAUCUCUCCAUUCGAUCAAGGACACUCCCAGCUGGGAAACUACCUUUGAAGACGUCUAAGUGGCUGUGACACGGAGCACCACUGAUUUCAUUUUCGUUACAUUAAUUAUAUUUUUUGUUAAGAUUAAAUAAAAGCCCUUCAGUUAA
Messenger RNA from Drosophila kikkawai, 2249 nucleotides. RefSeq lists its product as uncharacterized. NCBI's taxonomy places the organism in Eukaryota, Metazoa, Arthropoda, Insecta, Diptera, Drosophilidae. The record is from RefSeq and is a predicted model, not a curated record.